Molecule: messenger RNA, 3657 nt
Organism: Menidia menidia (Atlantic silverside)
Lineage: Eukaryota; Metazoa; Chordata; Actinopteri; Atheriniformes; Atherinopsidae
Source: the annotation of a GenBank genome assembly
UCGUUUCCUGUUCCUCCCCUGGAUGUUCUGAAUUACAUUUUCAGGCGCUCCUUACGAAGGUCUGUGAUAAUAAGUGUUCUGCAAAAAACUGACAGUUUCUAUAAUUUUGUGCAAUUUUGGAUGUCUUUAUAGAAUGUGUUAUAUGUGGAAACAUAGCCUGUGAAUAAAUAUACCGACCACAACUCGUUAAAUGCGUUUGACAACGAGCGCUGUGCAGCUAACCAAUAGCUAGCAUUAGCAAAGAGAAGGCAAGAUGUCAGGCGCUGGGGGAGGAAAGCGUCCCUCGGGAGGGGAUAGUCCCCCUGGUCCACCGGAGAAGAAAAGCAAGAAGGAGGAGAAGACCACCACCACCCUUAUUGAACCCAUACGUAUAGCAGGAGUGUCCUCCACGGAAGAGAUGGACAUGAAGGUGCUCCAGUUCAAGAACAAAAAGCUGUGCGAGCGCCUGGAGCAGAGGCAGGCAAUGGAGGAUGAGUUAAGAGAGAAAAUUGAAAAGCUUGAGAAGAGACAAGCCACUGAUGACACCACGCUCCUGAUUGUCAAUCGCUACUGGUCACAGCUAGAGGAGAGUGUGCAUGUUCUGCGCAAAUGUAUUGAGCCUGAAGCCCCAUCAGCAUCUGCCCCUGCCCCGCCUACGGCACCUCUCCCUGACCCCACACCAAUGGGAGAUGAUGGUGUCAAUAUGGCUUCACCGGGUUCCAUUGUGCCUCCUCCUCCUCCUCCUCCACCAGAAGGCCAAGGUGAGGCUGAGCUGAACAUUCAGCCGCCGGCAGAGUGUCAAGAAGAGCGGCAAGAGGAGCAGAAGCCGCCGCCCCCACCCACUGGGUCAGACGAGUUAAUGACGCCAACAGAGCCUUCACAGGAUUCAUUACCAGAUGGAUCAGAACCUCCUCUUCCCCUAAGUGAAAACGCCAAGGGGUUCUUAACCACGUUGGAGCAGAGCAGCGAAGAGGAACUAACCUUACACCUACAGGACCGCAUGCAGUUUAGCAAAGAGGCCAUUGCCCACUUGGUCUGCGUCUUCGACAGACUGCACAGUGGCAUUGACGACAUGUGUAGGUUCGUCAAGGCUGCAGCGUGUGACAGCGACGGGCAGUCUGACAUCGGCCUGAACCAAACGCUUGUGGACGAGAAUACACGACUACGAGACCUCGCCAUGCUCCUUCAGGGACGACACCACAAGAUGUCUUUGGAGUACAAUGAGUUGGUGGAUAAAGUGACCAGUGCAGAGACAAAGGUGUCUGAAAUGGAGACAACGGUGGAGGACCUUCAGUGGGACAUAGAGAAACUUCGCAAUAGGGAACAGAAGCUCAACAAACAUCUAGCGGAGGCAAUGGAGCAGCUGAAGUCUGGCUACAGCAGCACAGGGAGCUCAGGUGGACUAGCUGGUGGCCAGAUAACUCUGAACAUUCAGAAGUUUGAAAGUCUAAAUGCAGAGUUGGAACACAACCAGGAGUUGGCCAAUAACCGAAUGGCGGAGUUGGAAAAACUGCAGGUGGAGCUCCAGGAGGCUGUGAGAGAGAGUGAAAAGCUCAAGAUGGAUUUGCGCAAUAUUCCAGAAGAGGUUGUGAAGGAAACCUUAGAGUACAAGUGUCUGCAGUCUCAGUUCUCACUGCUGUAUAAUGAAUCUCUUGGGGUAAAAACCCAGCUGGAUGAAGCCCGGGCUCUCCUGCUCACUGCAAAGAACGCCCACCUCCGCCAGAUUGAGCACAUGGAGAGUGAUGAGCUGUCCCUUCAGAAGAAGCUCCGAACUGAGGUGAUCCAACUGGAAGAUACUUUGGCUCAGGUCCGAAAAGAGUACGAGAUGCUGCGCAUCGAGUUUGAACAAAACCUGGCCGCUAAUGAACAAGCAGGACCAAUUAACAGGGAGAUGCGGCACUUAAUCAGCAGUCUUCAAAACCACAAUCUUCAACUGAAGGGCGAUGUGCAGCGCUACAAGAGGAAGCUGCGGGAAACACAGAUGGAGAUCAAUAAGCUCCGUUGUCAGAGUGGAGACGCAGGGGUUUUGAUUCUAGAGGAGACGACGAAUGACAGCAUCGACGUGAAGAAGGAGGAGGAUGAAGACCACGAGGAGGAGGAAGAGAGGAGGAAGGAACUGGAGAGACAGCGGGCCCGGGAGAGAGAGCGCGAGAGGGAGGCCGAGCGAGAACGAGAGAGGGAGCGGGAGAGGGAGAGGCAGCGCAGCGACGAGAUGAAGAGGAAGGACUCGGAUACGCUAAAGAUGCUCAGAGUGGAGCUGAAAAAAGCCCAGGAGUCACAGAAAGAGAUGAAGCUGCUUUUGGACAUGUAUAAAUCGGCUCCGAAAGAGCAAAGGGACAAAGUGCAGCUAAUGGCAGCUGAGCGCAAAUCUAAAGCAGAGGUUGAGGACCUGAGGAUGCGAGUGCGGGACCUGGAGGAGAGGGAGAAGAAGGAGAGCAAGAAGCUGGCCGAUGAAGAUGCUCUCAGAAAGAUCCGUGUGGCUGAAGAGACCAUCGAGCAUCUGCAGAAGAAGCUUGCAGCGACAAAGCAGGAGGAGGAAGCCCUGUUGAGUGAGAUGGACGUAACCGGACAGGCCUUUGAAGACAUGCAGGAGCAGAACAGCCGGCUGCUGCAGCAGUUGCGGGAAAAGGACGAUGCCAAUUUCAAGCUGAUGAGUGAGCGGAUAAAAUCCAACCAGAUCUACAAGCUGCUGAAGGAGGAGAAGGAGGAGCUGGCUGACCAAGUUCUCAUAUUCAAAACCAAGGUGGAUGCCCAGCUGCUGGUGGUCCAAAAGCUGGAGGAAAAAGAGGGAGUGCUGCAGAGUACACUGGCUGCUCUGGAGAAGGAGCUGGCUGUCAGAACACAAGCAUUAGAGCUCAACAAAAGAAAGGCGGUGGAGGCGGCGCAGCUGGCAGAAGACCUGAAGGUGCAGCUGGAGCACACGCAGGCCAAGCUGAAGGAGAUCCAGGUCUCUGUGGCGGAGAACCGCACCGCCCGGGAGAGGGAAAGCAGCAACCUUAAACGAGCACAGGAGGAGCUUUCCCGCCUGCGACGGAAGCUGGAGAAGCAGAAGAAGGUGGAGGUGUACUCUGAUGCAGAUGAGAUCCUCCAAGAAGAGAUAAAUCAGUACAAGGCCAAGCUGCGUUGCCCCUGCUGCAACACGCGAGACAAGGAGACCGUUCUCACCAAGUGUUUCCACGUUUUCUGCUACGAAUGUCUUAAGAUGCGUUACGACACCCGACAGAGGAAGUGCCCCAAGUGCAACUGUGCCUUUGGCGCCAACGACUUUCACCGCAUCUACAUCACCUAAGUCACAUAGAACCCAAGGAGAUGAUGAUGCAAAUGUAGACGGAACCAAAGGAGGGGGGAAAAAUAGACGUCAAGCAGGCGAACUUGAGAUUUAUUCAAAGAGGCAGACAUUUGGGGGAUCUCAUGGCUGUAUCCCAGUUUUAAUCUCUUUGGAAAGACUUGUUUUAUCACCUUUUUUGCCAUUGAUGACCAAACAUAGUGAUAUAUCUCAAUGAGAGUGUUGUGACGUAGUUAAUAAAUGCAGAUGUUUGUGCACACACUGAUAUUCUUACAUGUUGAGCUGCUCCGAGCUGUUUUUAUCUUUGCUGUUCUCAUCAAUGUCACAGAUCCUCUCUUUGAACAAACUGGGCCAACUUUUAAAGCUCCUUAAUGUAUCGGAAAAACUGUACU